This is a messenger RNA of Panicum hallii, 2865 nucleotides long. Its product is annotated as RNA polymerase I termination factor-like. The coding region runs from base 859 to 2610 and encodes 583 amino acids. The transcript is spliced from 10 exons. NCBI's taxonomy places the organism in Eukaryota, Viridiplantae, Streptophyta, Magnoliopsida, Poales, Poaceae. The record is from RefSeq and is a predicted model, not a curated record.
CAUCUUCCUCUGUCUCCCUGGUCUCUGGCUGGGGUAUUUCGUCAAGCAGGUUGCAGCAGGCAAGAUAAGCUCCGGGGGAUGCACAAUUUGGCAACCACUCCGGCUCUUGCCUUUUGUCAAGCAGGUUGUAGGCGAGAUGAGCGCCGGCGGAUGCACAGUUUGGCGGCCUCGCCGGCUGUUUGCCGCACUACGGCGGCGCGGCGCUGCCGUCGACCCGCCGUGAAAGUGCGGCAGGGAGGCGGGGCAGAGGCAAGGGGGAAGCAAGGGGCCGGCCGGCGCGCCGCAUGCGGCCAUUGUGCCGCCAUGUCGUUGCUGUCCGACCCGCUCGCGCCGUGAUAGCUCGCGGAAGGCAUCCGCACCAGAGACUUCCGAGCGCGGGGACCAUGCUCAUCAACAAAUACCUCAGGAGCAAGAGCCCGGCGGGCGGAGGCAGAGACAAGAUGACGCCAACGUCCGACUGGGCCAGCUGCGACCGCGAUCCCUAUCUGUGCCUGCCCAGCUGCAUGCCGGUGCGUGCCAAGCGGGGACCGCGCCGACACCAUCCGGGAAGAGGAGUACCAGAACCUCCCUGCCAUCCACGUCGCCGUCGGCGUUGGCGUCGUCCGUUGCGUGGCAGCCGCCCUUCUUCAGCAUCGCGUACAAGUCCAUGAGCUUGCGGACGCAGGUGCAAUGCGGGGACGCCGUGGCGGCCAUCGGCGCGAUCGUGAUGAGACGCAUCAUGUGUCCCUCAAAACACUUGAGGACAUGGUGUACUGGUGUGCAGCCGCUAAAGCUAAAAUCACCCGCAACCUGCUCGAUAAAAUGCCUAGCCAGGGACCAUGAGAAGAGAGAGGAAGAUGGAGAAGGGAUGAGAAAAGGAUGUCUAGUCAGUUGGACACGUCAGCGCUAGAUAUCUACGUGGACGCAUCAAUAGGCAUGGAAAGGGGUUCUGCUGCAGAGUACAGUGAGGUAAAGGCUGUGAUAGGCAGCAACGAGGAGAAAAAAGGCCAGAGGAGCAAGAAAGACAAGGGGCAGAGAAAGAGGAAGAAAGACAAGGCCAAGGGUCAUGGAGGCGAUGGCGAUAGAUCAAUUGAAUCUGAUGACAAGAAUCAUAGUGUUGAGAUGGAGCAUGCUGAAGUGUCAGCCAAGAUGGCUGAAAAACCGUGCUCGGAGCAUGCAGAGGUCAUUAUGAGCAAAAGGGAUGCGAAGAAAGACAGGAAGAAAAAGAAGAGAAAUAAGGAGGUUGAUACUAUCAGCCAGAAGCAGAUACCUGAUGCUAAUGAUGGAAGUGUUGGGUCAGAGUAUGUAGAAAUGAACAAAGGAGGAGAACAUGAUAGUACAUCAAAGAAGGGCAAACGGAAGCACCGGGAUGGUGAGACAUCUUGUGAUCAAAUUGUUUCAGGGGGUGAUAAGAAGAGGAAACGGAAGGAACCUUCAGUUACCUUGGAAGAGGGCAAUGAUGUUUAUGUGUCAAAGAUGGGGCAAAACACAGAGGGCAAGAAAAAGAGGAGAAAGGAGAGAGAUAAUAUUGCUGUAGACCUAAGUCAGAAUACACCAGCUGGAGAUGGCAAGAAUUGCAACGAAGAGAAAAAAACGAGUAAGGAUGACAAUGAUGGUGGCAAAAGCAGAAAAGUUAACAUGGCACGUCGAAAGGACAAGGGUAAACGAGUGAGCUUCACUGAUGAUGUGGAGGUGUUUAAUAUAGAUGGUGGUUGUGCUGAUGAAGAGGGUGAUGGGAGUGGUGAUUCUGGACUGGUGCAUGGCAAACGGUUUACCCCUGAGGAAGAUGCGAAACUAAUGAAAGCCAUCGAAAAAUAUGCAGAGAUGAAGCAAUUGGGAGAGAAAGGGUUAGAGAUGAUUUGGGCUAGCAUGAAAUAUCCAGAGCUCAGGGGUUGUUGGGCUGAAAUAGCAACAUCAUUACCUCAUCGACCACAAAUGGCCGUAUACAAACGAGCACGAAUUUUACUUUAUAGGAGUGCCGAACGUAAAUGGACUCAAGAGGAGUACGAGAUAGUUCGACGGUUCGUUGAAAAGAAUGGCACAACUUGGAAGGAACUAGCAACAGACCUUGGAAAGAGUGAAAUCCAUGUAAAAGAUACUUGGAGACGAAUGAAACCCAAAAAUUUAAAAAAAGGGUCUUGGACUCAGGAUGAAUACCAAAACUUGUUUGAUCUGGUAAAUUUGGACUUGCGUGUGAAAGCUCACCAAAAGAUCGCUCCUAGUCAUCGCCAGCUGAGAGAUAACAUUUCCUGGGAGGCCAUCAGUGAAAAAUUAACCACCCGUAGUAACAAGGACUGCUGCUUGAAGUGGUACCAGCAAUUAGCAUCGCCACUGGUUAAAGAAGGAAUCUGGGCAGAUACUGAUGAUUAUCUGUUGAUGGAAGCGCUUCAAAAGGUUGAUGCUGUUUGUGUUGAAGAUGUUGACUGGGAGAGACUUCUUGAUCACAGAUCUGGGGAGCUUUGCCGUCAGCGGUGGAACCAGAUGGUCCGCAUGAUCGGUGGCCACAGAGAGAAGCCUUUUAUCGAGCAAGUGGAAGUGCUUGCGAGGCGGUACUGCCCAGAAAUGCUUGAUUACAGGAAAGCUGAAUCGGCUGAUUUAUCGCCAGACGAACUUACUGGAGGAACUGACUAGUGACAAAUAGCAUAACCCUCUUGCAUUUCACCUGCCAGCAUGUGUUUGUGCCCUGUAAAAUGUUUGGCUUUUGUUGUGGCAUCUGCGGAAAUAUUAGCAAUAUAUUGUUCGAGCUUCAGCUCAGAAUGCAAAGAUGUCACAUUUUGACCAGAAGAAACUGUAUUGUUUAGGGAUAUAACUGGCUUUAGCUCUUGUAUCAGAAUAUUGUUGUUGCUCCACUGAAUGCUAUUCUAGACUUGUGCUUAAGUUCUGGAU